Molecule: messenger RNA, 637 nt
Organism: Aureobasidium subglaciale EXF-2481
Lineage: Eukaryota; Fungi; Ascomycota; Dothideomycetes; Dothideales; Saccotheciaceae
Exons: 6
Coding region: 152-496 (114 amino acids)
Biological process (GO): proton transmembrane transport
Cellular component (GO): vacuolar proton-transporting V-type ATPase complex
Molecular function (GO): proton-transporting ATPase activity, rotational mechanism
Source: RefSeq, a predicted model, not a curated record
AGUGGUUUACAAUAAUUGAAGGCGAUCCUGCGGGCAGGCGCGAACACCGAACAGUCGGCCGCAUACGCUUGGACCACUCGCUUGGACAACAUCCACCAGCCGACCAACGACCACUCCCGGAGCCGUCGUCACUCAUCUUGUACCAUUCACCAUGUCUGCUCAAAACUCUGCUGGAAUCCAAACGCUGCUCGACAAGAUUGUCCAACAAGCUAGAGAGUACCGCACCAAGCGCGUAAAGGACGCUCGCUCAGAAGCUCAAAAGGAAAUCGACGAAUACCGCAACAAGAAGGAGGAAGAGUUCAAGCAGUUCUCAACACAGCACACCAGCGGUAACGAGCAGGCCGAGAAGGAUGCUUCCAAAGACACAGAUGAGAAGUUGAAGGAGAUCAAGAGCAUUGGAGACAAGGAGGGCAGCACCGUCGUCGAGAACCUGCUACGCGCCGUCACCGAUGUCAAGCCUCAAGUCCCCGACAGAAUCGAGCAGCCCGUCGCAUGAUCAUCCUGACUUGUGCUGGUGCUUGUAAUCACGUCCCCUGCUUUUCCCGCCGCUCUGCUUUUUCAUCGUUGUAGAUAUCCUCCUUCGAAUCAUAGAUUGAUCUUCACCAAUGAGACAUGUUCCUCGAGUCUACCAAUUACU